Molecule: messenger RNA, 3117 nt
Organism: Larimichthys crocea (large yellow croaker)
Lineage: Eukaryota; Metazoa; Chordata; Actinopteri; Sciaenidae
Gene: rragca
Product: Ras-related GTP binding Ca
Exons: 7
Coding region: 188-1336 (382 amino acids)
Biological process (GO): cellular response to starvation; positive regulation of TORC1 signaling; negative regulation of autophagy
Cellular component (GO): Gtr1-Gtr2 GTPase complex; nucleus; lysosome
Molecular function (GO): GTP binding; GTPase activity
Source: RefSeq, a predicted model, not a curated record
UUCAAGAGAGAGGAAAUCCUAAGGAAAUGUGUGUGGGAUCACACUCGGUGUUUCCAAGUAGCCUGGGCUUUAAUAACUAACUAUUUUCACCGUGUUAAGAAAGUCAGCUUUGCUCGUCUUGAUACAAACAACAGGGGGGGACAAAGAAGGGGGGGACAACGGCCGCCGUUAGGUCAAAAAAAAUAAAAUGUCGAUUCAGUACGACGUGGAGCAGCUGGCUGACAGCUACGGGGUGGCAGACUCGUUCCCCAAAGAUUUCGACUAUGGUGAGGAGGAGGCCGACAUCGAGGACAGCCCGGCUCCGUCCGACAGCAAGCCGAGGAUCCUGCUCAUGGGUUUGAGGAGGAGCGGGAAGUCGUCGAUACAGAAGGUGGUGUUCCACAAAAUGUCUCCCAAUGAGACCUUGUUUCUGGAGAGCACCAACAAGAUCUACAAGGACGACAUCUCCAGUAGCUCCUUUGUCAACUUCCAGAUUUGGGACUUCCCAGGUCAGGUUGACUUCUUUGACCCAACCUUCGACUACGAGAUGAUCUUCAGAGGAACCGGGGCAUUGAUAUUUGUCAUCGACGCUCAGGAUGAUUACGUGGAGGCUCUGGGCAGGCUUCACCUCACUGUGUCGCGAGCCUACCGGGUGAAUCCAGAGAUCAACUUUGAGGUGUUCAUCCACAAAGUGGACGGCCUCUCGGACGAUCACAAGAUCGAGACACAGAGGGACAUCCAUCAGAGAGCCAACGAUGACCUGGCGGACGCUAGCUUAGAAAAGCUGCAUCUCAGCUUUUACUUGACGAGCAUUUACGACCACUCCAUCUUUGAGGCCUUCAGCAAAGUGGUGCAGAAGCUCAUCCCUCAGCUUCCCACACUGGAGAACCUUCUAAACAUCUUCAUUUCCAAUUCAGGGAUCGAGAAAGCCUUUCUGUUUGACGUGGUCAGUAAGAUCUACAUCGCCACAGACAGCUCUCCUGUAGACAUGCAGUCGUACGAACUGUGCUGCGACAUGAUCGACGUGGUCAUCGACGUCUCCUGUAUCUACGGUCUGAGGGAGGACGGCAGCGGCAGCGCCUACGACAAGGAGUCCAUGGCCAUCAUCAAGCUCAACAACACCACUGUGCUGUACCUGAAAGAGGUCACCAAGUUCCUGGCCCUUGUCUGCAUCCUGCGAGAAGAAAGCUUUGAGCGCAAAGGGUUGAUAGACUACAACUUCCACUGUUUCCGGAAGGCCAUCCAUGAAGUAUUCGAGGUGGGAGUUUCCACCCAGCGUCCAGCGGGCUCCCAGGCGGUGGGCUCGCCCUGCACCAAGGUCGUCGCACUGAAUGGCACGCCGCGCAACACUGUCUAGACUCAUAUGCAAAAUUAAAAAAAAAAUAAAAAGACGCAAAAAGAGGGUAAGAGGAAAGGAAAGGUGGAGAACAGCCAGCCAAGGGAGCCUGUAGAGGAAAGACUACUAAACUGGGGCUCACCAGCGCGCCAAAUCACAAUCCCUUGCUCCUGGGAGAGGGCUUGAGCCAAGAGUGUGUGUGAGACAGCACUGGAGCACAGCGGGGUCAGGCUUCUCAAGCUGAGAUGGAAGGGGAAAUUCAAGCAUUCGUUGGAGGCGAAUGCGAGGCACCGUGUUGGCUGUGAAGGAAGUCAAGAGAGUAAAACUGCACCUGGACAGGAAGAGGUUCAGGAUCUUUCUUUGGAUUUCCUUAAAGCGGUCAGAGGCUGUGAUAAUUAGCUGCUGGUCCCUCUAAAUGAACAAUGUGAGGAGGAAAAAACACAAACCAUUGUUGUAACCUCUUGCUAUGGACAAACUGUGAUGUCAGUUUUCAGGAAUCUGUCUAGUGAUGAACCCAACCCGACCACUUCUGUGCUGAUCUAAAGAAAAAAUACUAAAAAAAAAUAAAUAAAUAAAAAGCUGGUGGAUGUGAACUGCUAGUCCUAACCCCACACACACACUCACACACACACGUUCAGAGAUGGCCUUAUGUAGAUAAAGCUUGUCUGUAAGUGCAAGCUUUCUCUCACCACCACCACCACUCACCUCACCCUACCUGAAUGCUGCCCAAAACUCGCUUUUUGGUUUCACUUGUGAAGGGAAAACAUGGUUUUGUUAGCAGACUGAAAAAGGGAUUGUGCUGUCCAUCCAACUUGGUCUUGUGUGUGUGUAUGCAGGUAUAUAUGUACGAGCGAGUGUGAGUGUGAGAGCUUAACUCUUUUCAAUCGGUGAAAUUAACUUUUCUGUGUGCGCUCCACUGAAAAUCCAACUUUGAUUGACUUCAUGAACGUUUGUAAAACACGAGUUUGGCUGGGGGGAUUUACAAAAGCACUGCCAAAAUGAUUGAAUAAGUCCGAAACGAUGGAAAUAUGUCGUCAUUAAAACCUCAUUUGUUGCCAUCGAAGACAGAAAUGGAUGGACUGACGAAGGGGGUUCACACUCCACGUUGGUUGUCUGAGACAAUUUCGGAUGAUGAUGAUGUGAACUGUUGGAAAUUUGCAUGUUUUUCCCACCUCCAGCCCAAAAUGAUUAACCCAUGUUUUGUGUUUAAGUUUGGCUCUGUUCAGCAGGAUUCACAAGUACAAAAUGGACCCAUUCCAUGCAUGCGUACGUCAGCGUGUUGUCAACUUGUAUUGUUCUCAACUAUAACACUGCUCCUUGUGUUCAAAAGCGAGAAAGUAAAGGAUGAAACUAACCGAGAAAAUUAAACAGAUAAAGAAAGGGAAAAAGACCAAAAUUUUGUUACUUUUGCCGUUACGACGACGCAUAAGGUAUCGGCGCCUUCGUUUUCUGUUUUGUUUAUGAGAUGGAAGAACUCUGGUUGCAUCUUAAGACCAGAAACCGGACUGCCAAAGCAGGAUUCACAUCUUUUCUUGAUAACUUUGCUGAGUUAAAACGUUGGUGUUCCAGAGUUAAAGGUGUUUUUUAUUUUUUUAUUUUAUUUUUAAGUUUUACUCAGCAAAGUUGCUCAAGUAACUCCGUGAACUUGCUUCUUGAAACGGGCCCAAGAUCUUCUCAACCCUGGUCAUUGAUCACCUGAACAUAAAACACUUGCACAUCAGAACUGUGAUGGAUGAUUGAUUUGGUGUAUUGUGACGCUAUACUAUGUGAAAUAAAUAAAAAUUUACAUUUUGUUUUUGUCA